AUGCAAGCCGCAAGAAUCAAGAGGCAGAAGGUGAGUGUGGCAUGCCAACCGUGCCGUCUCCGGAAGACCAAGUGCGACGGCCGCGGACCCGUGUGUCAACCCUGCCAGAAAAAGGCCGGAAUUGGCCUCAUAUGUACCUGGAACCUCAGUACGGCGGCUGCGCUUCCACCGCCAUCUACAACUACAGGGCCUACCCAAAGAGCCGGAACACAGGCUCCGCUCCCAGCUCCGGCCACUUCCCUCGAGGGGUCUUGGCCACAGGGCGCACUUGCUCACGGAGAGCCACCUCCCGGUCGGACACAGCCCAUUAUCUAUCAAUCCACUCGUCACCCACCGCCUCAUUCGCCGCCUGCGCCUGAUUUCCAGCCACGCGAUGCCGGUCAGCGUAGCUUUGCGAAGCUCCCUGGAGGUCAGGAUGCCGCCCCGGGACCGCAACAUGUAUCUCCUUCCGAGCAGUCAGUCCAUGCCAUCAUCGGCGCCGCUUUGGAAGAAGAGAGUGGGGCAGGCUUCUUUGGUAGCUCGAGCGCCGGAACUUUUAUGCAAAGCGUGAAAAGAAUGAUCCAGCAGAAGGUCACUGGUGCCACGCAACCGGAACCCCAAUCUCUGAACGAAAGCCCGCAACUUCGACACUUGCCAGCCUCAGGCAACCGGCAGAUUAUACAGAAACAGAUUGACUACAUCCUUCCAUCUCGGCGUAGGGCAGACAAUUUGAUGUCUGUGUACUGGGAGUUCGUCCACGUUCUAUACCCGUACUUGGACAAACUCCAAGUUCAAGAGGAUUAUGAGAAAUUAUGGAAAGGCGACACAGAACCUAUUCAUGAUGAACGGUCUUUCCUCGGUCUCCUCAAUGCUAUGUUUGCACUGUCUAGCCAGCUGAAUGAAUCAACCCCGAUCGAAGAACGAGAGCAGCUUGCUCAAACUUAUUACCUAAGAGCGCGAGGCCUGCUGGAUAUUGUCGAGGGCGGAUCAGUACGCUCUGUACAGUCAUUCUUGAUCCUUGCUCAAUACUUUCAGAGCACUAAUCAGCCGCAUCCAUGUUGGAUGUUUGUUGGACUUGGUAUACGCACUGCACAAAGCCUGGGGCUCCAUCUACCAGAGACUAGUGGAGGUGCCACUGACAUCCGAACACGAGAGCUCCUCCGCAGGCUUUGGCAUGGAUGUAUCCUGAUGGACAGGGUUAUCUGCAUGACGUACGGCCGCCCGUGCAUGAUCGGUCCGAAAGCAGCUGUCACAGUACCACUUCCCCUCGCGAUCGAGGAUGAGGAUCUCAUGCGCAGCCCUUCAAGAGGACAAAUCGCCGACGUACAGCGAUCAUCAGAGGUCGAGGUCUACGUCUACUCACUUCAACUAUACACAAUUUUGCACGAUGUGUUGUUCAAUUUCUAUUCUGUCAACUUCCAACAAAUUCGUCCUCUGGAUGCCGAUAGAUACUUCGGCUCUUUGAGCGAAGGGCAGUCCUCGGUAUUUGAAAUUGAACACCGACUGUUCAAGUGGGAGAACAGCAUCCCCGACCACUUGAAGAUGGCUUCGAGACCUCAGGGCGAUAGCAUACGAUCUCAGCGAUAUCGACAGGCCGUUAUCUUGCAUCAAAGUCAACUGCAUGUCCGCCUAUUACUCUUAAGACCUGUUCUGUCCAGUUUUAUCACCACCGAGUUCUACGACGGAGAUCGCUCUGUUCCCUUAGCCAGCGCCUUGUCCCACAGAGCCUUCCUACAAUGUGCAAUUGUUUGUGUCCGCGUCGCGCUGGAAGUCAUCCACAUAAUCUACCAAGAAAGGGGCCACAACGCUGGUGAUGUUGGAAGUCUGGCAGCAUGGUGGUAUAACGUCCUUUAUCUAUACACGUCAGCAACGGUGCUUAUUGCCGCUCGACUCAGCCCUGCCAUCCUGGUUGAUGUCUCUGAAGAAUCGAUCCUUGAUGGCUGGCGCAAGGCCAUGGAGAUCCUCGAUUGGUACAGCCCCUUCGGCACAUCCAUCCAGCGUCUCACGACGACUCUGCGUCUCCUUUCCGACGCCGUCCCGCAACAAUACUCUCGAUUCAGAGGAAGCUCCCAACAACUUCAACCGACAGUGCCGUCAGCAACUCAGAAUCUCGGCCAGAGCUCGCCCUCCAUGUACGCUUGGCGCCCGCCUGAGCCAGUAGACCACAUGCCGGCGACCCUUGACGGUACAACAGGCGUCAUUACUCAAGAUGAUAUUUACCCCCUCAUCAACGACUCUUUCCUUGAUUUUGACUCGGUAUUUGAUCCCAACGAUCUUUCUUGGCUUAUGACGAUUCCUCUGGAUAGUUGA
Fonsecaea erecta is the source of this 2289-nucleotide messenger RNA. RefSeq lists its product as hypothetical. Gene Ontology annotation, molecular function: RNA polymerase II cis-regulatory region sequence-specific DNA binding; zinc ion binding; DNA-binding transcription factor activity, RNA polymerase II-specific. The record is from RefSeq and is a predicted model, not a curated record. Lineage: Eukaryota; Fungi; Ascomycota; Eurotiomycetes; Chaetothyriales; Herpotrichiellaceae. Gene Ontology annotation, cellular component: nucleus. Bases 1 to 2289 code for a protein of 762 amino acids. Gene Ontology annotation, biological process: DNA-templated transcription; positive regulation of transcription from RNA polymerase II promoter by galactose. The transcript is spliced from 2 exons.